Messenger RNA from Scutellospora calospora, 194 nucleotides. The record is from the annotation of a GenBank genome assembly. Lineage: Eukaryota; Fungi; Glomeromycota; Glomeromycetes; Diversisporales; Gigasporaceae.
UAGAUUAUAAGAGUAAAGAGGGAGAUACUUUUAAUAAAUUUAAUUAUAAAGAAGAUGAAGGAUCAAAUAAGGUAGAAGGAUAUUAUAUUGAAUAUGAAAAAAACUCUACCUUAUAUCUUACUAAUAUUGAAGAAAUAUCUACUAAAGAUGAAGAUAAUAAAGAAGAAUCUAUAGAAAAAAGGAUACAAAAAAUA